AUGAUUAGAAAUAAUAAAGAUAUAAAAAUAAUUACGAUUAGUCAGUUAGCAGUUUGGUAUUUGGUUGAAAACAACAUGUUGUCAAGAUACAAUUCGAGUAGUUGUUGUAACAGUGGUAUAUUAUGUAGUUUAUUAUUACAACAGGAGUUGCAAUUGUUUCAACAACAUAAAAGGUUACAUCAACAACAGCAACAACAGUUGAGUUUUAGUAGUGGUAAUAAGAAUAAAAAGAAUGUUGUUGCUGCUGGAAGCGAUGAAAAAGAGUUGAAUCAAGCUUUGAAGGAACAUCAUGACUAUAAAGAGUUUAGAUAUACACUCAAGAAAUCCAAACAAUUCAAUAUCAAUCGAAGUGUAAAAGAGCAAAUGGGAUUACAAGACAAUCAGACGCUAUCAAAAGAUGAAUUACAUGAGAAAUUUCUACAACGUUUAAAUAAAAAACAUCCAAAAGAAUCAUCACAUCAACAUCAACAACAACAACAACAACAACAACAACAACAAAAACAAGAAUUACAAUUACAACCUAAUCAACAACAAAAACAAGAACAACAACAAAUGCUAUUACAACAACAAAUAUCACAACAACCGGAAUUGGUUGAAUCGAGAUCGACCGACGUCAUCGACCGCCGACUACCGCGAGUCUGGCCAACUCAUUCGCAACUCGAUCAUCAGUACGAUGACACUGCAGGUGCCCUACGAACACCAGAUAAUAGCACUCUAGAUAGUAUUUUAAGUUUGAUACAAAAUAGUCUUAGACAGUUACAUAAGAGAACUUUGAAUGUUUUGGCGUUGAGUAGUGAGAGUACGGGUGUUUCAAUCAAUAGACUCAGUCAGAACCAAUCGCUAUUCUUUAAAGCUUUGACACAUCCCAAUUCGGUAGAGUCGAUCGCGAUGAAUAUCUUUAUAAAGAAGAAUCUGGAACAAGAGAUAUUCAAGGUGUUGGAAGAAGCAAUGACAGAGCAAUUCAAAGUGAAAACAACAGCAACAACAACAACAGAACAACAACAUUCUAAAGAUAAAGAGAGAGAUAAAGAUAGUAAUAGUAGUACAGCAAUGAAAGAUAAAGAAACAUCACAUAUAAAGAGAUACAAUGAAACCGACUAUCUCAAGCGUUUUGAAGAUCUAACUGGAUUCCUUUCACAUCCCGUUCCGAUAAAGAUAGCAAGCGCCGUACAUCCAAUCGAUUACUCUCACUACGGACAGGAAUGGCUGCAAUUGAUUCGCUCGCCAGGCAUCACAAACGAGUCGCAUCUCUUUGACCAUCUACAUCACCAAACCAGUGGAUUGAAAUCAAGUUAUCAACUCUGGCCAGAAUCAACAACAGAAAUACUAUCAUCAUCAACAAUAAAGAAAGGAAGUGGUACUGGUAAUAGUAGUAAUAGUAGUAGUAGUAGUAAUAGUAAUAAUAGUACAAGUAGUAAUAGUAAUAAUAAUAUUAGACAAACAGAAUUUGAAAGAUGGAAUGCAAAUUAUAGAAAGGUAGUAUCACGACUCAUAAAGAGUAAGUGGUAUAAGCAGGUACCACGUAUCGUCUCACAGGGUGUCAAUCGUUUCUUUAGCAUGGGAGUGGCACCCAACUGUGCAAACUAUAUAGAACGAUACUUUAUCAACGAACACUCUCAGCAGAUCUCAAACAACAUCGAUACCAGCAUCUUUAUGCAUCAGAUCUACAAAGAGCAGACACCAUCCAUCACCUACGAAGAGUUUAGAGUUGUACUCAAAGACAUCCUACCAAACAACAAAGAUCAAAAGAAAUUAAUACCAUUAUCAAAUGAAUGGACAAAUAUAUAUUUAAGAGCAGUUUCGAUUAGAAUUGCUAAUGAUAUAUAUAGGUGUGCAUUACAUAAUCUUAUAAUACCAAAUAUAGUUCAAACAAAUCAUUCGAUGUUAAAAUUCUCGAGUGAGUCGAUUCGUUCACAGUUGGUUGCGUUGGAGAACAUUGUCAUUCCAAAGGAAGACGCAGUAGAGAACAUCAAAGAGAUAUGUGGAUUCGAUCAAUUAAAAUCAGAUUCAUUAUUACCAAAGAUAUCAGAUGCAAUCUCAAAAUCCGAUAACAACAGCAAUCAAAAAUAA
This is a messenger RNA of Heterostelium album PN500, 2070 nucleotides long. RefSeq lists its product as uncharacterized. The transcript is spliced from 6 exons. The record is from RefSeq and is a predicted model, not a curated record. NCBI's taxonomy places the organism in Eukaryota, Evosea, Eumycetozoa, Acytosteliales, Acytosteliaceae. Bases 1 to 2070 code for a protein of 689 amino acids.